AUGACAAAGAAAAGAAGGAACAAUAAUUGUGCCAAAAAGGGGCACAGCCACGUGCAGUCUAUUCGUUGCACAAACUGUACCCAACGCAUGCCUAAGGACAAGGCCAUUAAGAAAUUCAUCAUUCGAAACGUAGUGGAGGCUGCAGUAGUCAAGGACAUUUCUGAAGCAAGUGUCUUCAAUACCUAUGUGCUUCCCAAGCUGUAUGUGAAGCUAAAUUACUGUGUGAGAUGUCCAAUUCACAGAAAAGUAGUCAAGAAUCCAUCUCGUAAAGCCCACAAGGACCAAACACGCCCACCCCGAUUUAGAUCUUCCGGUGCUGCCCCAAAACCCCCACCAAAGCCCAUGUAA
Rhinopithecus roxellana (golden snub-nosed monkey) is the source of this 348-nucleotide messenger RNA. Its product is annotated as 40S ribosomal protein S26-like. Bases 1 to 348 code for a protein of 115 amino acids. NCBI's taxonomy places the organism in Eukaryota, Metazoa, Chordata, Mammalia, Primates, Cercopithecidae. Gene Ontology annotation, molecular function: mRNA binding; structural constituent of ribosome. The record is from RefSeq and is a predicted model, not a curated record. The transcript is spliced from 2 exons. Gene Ontology annotation, cellular component: cytosolic small ribosomal subunit; ribosome. Gene Ontology annotation, biological process: translation.